Molecule: messenger RNA, 1014 nt
Organism: Echinostoma caproni
Lineage: Eukaryota; Metazoa; Platyhelminthes; Trematoda; Plagiorchiida; Echinostomatidae
Source: the annotation of a GenBank genome assembly
AUGCCCGUGAUAAGCAGGGCUCGAGUGUAUGCGGAUGUGAAUACCAAUCGGCCUCGAGAGUACUGGGACUACGAGGCGCAUGAGAUCAAAUGGAGUGAUCAAGAGGAUUUUCAGAUUGUCCGAAAAUUGGGUCGGGGAAAAUACAGUGAGGUGUUCGAGGGUAUCGAUAUAACCUCGAACGAGAAGUGUGUGAUCAAAGUGUUGAAACCGGUGAAAAAAGUCAAAAUCAAUCGCGAGAUAAAAAUCCUGGAAACCCUGCGCGGAGUAACCAAUGUGAUCCGAUUAGAUUGUGUCGUCAAAGAUCCGUUGACACAAACUCCGGCACUGAUUUUCGAAUAUAUUGACAAUACGGAUUUCAAAGAACUGUACUUCAAACUGACCGAUCAUGAUAUACGCUACUAUUUGUUUGAACUGCUUCGCGCGUUGGACUGUUGCCACUCGAUGGGUAUCAUGCAUCGAGAUGUCAAACCGCACAACAUUCUAAUCAAUCAUUCCCAACGUCAGUUACGUUUGAUCGAUUGGGGGUUGGCUGAAUUUUAUCACCCGGAUCAGGAAUACAACGUCCGUGUCGCAUCUCGGCACUAUAAAGGUCCUGAGCUGUUGGUUGAUUACCAGCUGUAUGAUUAUUCAUUGGACAUGUGGUCUGUGGGAUGCGUGUUUGCCAGUAUGCUACUGCGACGAGAACCAUUUUUCCACGGACACGACAACUACGAUCAGCUGGUUCGUAUCGCACGAGUACUGGGCACGGAUGAGCUGUUCCAGUACCUAGCCAAAUAUGAGAUCAAAUUAGAUCCGCGAUUCAACGAUAUCCUCGGUCGGCACACACGAAAACGUUGGGAGCGGUUUGUGAACGCAGACAACCACCACUUAGUGGUCAGCGAAGCGUUGGACUUGUUGGAUCGUCUGUUGCGCUACGAUCAUCAGGACCGGCUCACGGCCCGAGAGGCGAUGGAGCAUCCAUAUUUCAGUAGGUUAUGCUUGAUGUUUUUUUGUUUGUUAACUUGUUGGUUUUAA